CGCCCCUUCGCCCUCCCCUUUCGCCGCGCCAUCACCACAACCUCACCACUCCUCGACACGGCCGCGCCACGACAGGGCAACCCAAACAGCUCUGCUCACACACCCUCCGCUGCCACAUCAACAGGAGCCGCGCAACCCUUUUCCACACCGCUCAGUGCUUCGCCCUCCGCUGUAGAGCUGCAGGCACCAAGCGCAGAGAAAGCCGCUCCCACGAUAAAGAGUUCAGUCGCUGCUGGCACGCCGCUCAAGGGUCUAAACUUUGUCAAGGGAAAAAACGAUCCUGUUGCCUUGGAGGAUACAGAGUAUCCCUCAUGGCUGUGGGGAAUUUUGAAGAAGAAGGCCGGAGAAAGUGCUGCCGAUGCUGGAUCUGUCGAGGGAGAUUUGUUUUCUGCCAAAGCCCUGCGCAAACAACAACUGCUCAACCCCGAAGCACUGGCCCCGAAAAUCCCUCUGCACGAACAAACCAUUGAUUUGCCUGCUGGAGAUGGCAGUCUGCAGAGCGCAAUUGAUGCCAUGGAGGCCAGAGAUGCAUUGACAAAGUCGAUGCGUAAGAACAGACGCGCCAAGAUCAAGGAGGCCAAUUUCUUGAAGGCUAUGGGUUAG
Messenger RNA from Aureobasidium uvarum, 603 nucleotides. The record is from the annotation of a GenBank genome assembly. NCBI's taxonomy places the organism in Eukaryota, Fungi, Ascomycota, Dothideomycetes, Dothideales, Saccotheciaceae.